GAAAUGGCAAUCACAACUGCUCGCGACCUAUUCGAAGAUUUAGAAUUUGUAGGGGACGAUGAAUUGAUUUCUUUUGCCAUGGGAGCUCCUGGACAAACUGCAUUGUCAGGUUGCAAGGAAAUAAUGAUAAAAGCGACAGAUUUAGCUAUGAGUGACUUGUCCCAGGAGAGAUAUGUUUUCCAGUAUGGUCCUCGUCAGGGCGAUCCAGUAUUUCUGGAACAUCUUGCCAAAUUCUUGUCUUUACAAUAUGGAGACAAUAACAUUACUAGGGAAAAUCUGAUGGUUACAGCUGGUGCCACUCAUGGUAUCCAUUUGACGGCAUCUGUCCUCUUUGAUAAGGAUAUUCCUGUGUUUGUUGAGGAUCCCACUUACUUCAUAGCCAUCAACAUAUUACAGAAGGACUUGGGGAAGUUGGUUAUACCAGUUCCUGUUGGGGAUGAUGGUAUAAACUUGGAAUCACUUGAGGAGCUGUUGAAGCAACACAGACAGAAAGCUGGAGACAAGAGCACAUGGAAGUGUCCCUUCUGGACUAUGUUGUAUCUGAUGACAGUGUACAACAAUCCCAGAGGCAACUGUCUCUCACCAGAAAAGUGUCAAAAGCUGAUAGAGCUAGCCAGGAAGUAUGACGUCCUACUGUUUACAGAAGAUGUCUACAACCUACUCCAUUAUGAGAAAGACACGCCACCUCCACGUCUUCUCUCCUAUGAUGUCAGUGAGAAGCCUGACUACAAGGGCUGUGUACUUUCCAAUGGAACCUUCUCCAAGAUUUUUGCACCUGGUUUACGACUUGGUUGGAUAGAGGGACAUCCUGAAGUUGUCAAGUUGCUGUGGUCAAGUUUCACAGCUUGGAGUGGAGGCAGUUUUAAUCACUACACGUCGCGGGUGAUGUCAUCAGUGUUACAGAGUGGACUCCUGUCGGAACACCUGAGUCACCUCUGCAAUGUAUAUGGGGAAAGAAUGAGUCUUCUUUGUGAUACUCUACCUAAAUAUCUACCUGAAGGAUGUCACUUCAUCAAACCAAAGGGUGGAUUCUUUGUUUGGGUGAGAUUACCAAGCAAAGUUGAUGGAACAGCAUUACUGAGUCUAGCUAAUGGCAAAUACAAAGUGAAUUUUAUUACAGGUCAAAGCACCUCACCUACAGGGAGUUUUCAGAACUGUAUUCGUCUGUCCAUCAGCUUCUGUGAUACUAACCAGAUUGAUAAGGGGGUUCAACAACUCAGUUUGGCUAUAAAGGAAUAUAUGUCUGCCCCUGAUCGUUGCUGAUUCUUGGGAAACAUAUCUCCUUAAUACCUACUUGUACCUGUGUUCUAUUAGAGUGAAUUUAAAAUAUAAAAAUACACAUGUAUACAGAAGAAACUAAUUGUAUAUUUUUCAUCAUAUCAGAUAAUUUAUGCCAAAAUUAUUUUGAUACAUACAUAUACCGGUGUGAAAAUAAAUGUUAGCUGAAGGAGAAUUUAUUUUUUGAAAACUGCAAUCAUUUUGUAAUAGCAAGAUACUGUGUUUAAGAAUACACCACUGGUCUUGUUAAGAUUAGGUGUUAUAUAUGAAGUAAAGAAUUAAUAUAUACCAUAA
This is a messenger RNA of Ylistrum balloti, 1572 nucleotides long. RefSeq lists its product as uncharacterized. The record is from RefSeq and is a predicted model, not a curated record. The transcript has 10 exons. Gene Ontology annotation, biological process: biosynthetic process. Bases 4 to 1263 code for a protein of 419 amino acids. Gene Ontology annotation, molecular function: pyridoxal phosphate binding; L-2-aminoadipate:2-oxoglutarate transaminase activity. NCBI's taxonomy places the organism in Eukaryota, Metazoa, Mollusca, Bivalvia, Pectinida, Pectinidae.